AUGGGUCUCGUCACAUUGAAAAACCUCCUCUUCGGCCGCACGCCGCCCCCGACGCGCGCCAAAACCGUCAACGGCCGCGCCGAGAGCACAAUGUCGGAUGAGACUAUCGUCGACAGCGGCGACCUCGAGAGGCAACCCCUGCUGCGGCCCAGCGACCGGACCGUCUCGACAGCGACCAUGGCGACGGCGACGUCAGAAACGUCCACCACAUCCACGAGAGUCUCGGAGAGCGACUCGCGCAGCUUCCGCCUCGACGCUCGCAUGAUUUCCGACGCCACUAUUGGACUGUCUGACGGCUUGACGGUGCCGUUUGCCCUCACGGCCGGUCUAUCAGCGCUGGGACAGACAAAGGUUGUCAUCUUUGGCGGUAUGGCAGAGUUGAUUGCCGGUGCUAUUUCAAUGGGUCUCGGUGGCUACCUUGGAGCCAAGAGCGAAGCUGCGUCCUACAAGGAAACCCGCAGCGAAUGCACCCGCCUAACCCAAGACGACCCGGCCAUGGCCCGCGCCCAGGUCCUCGAGGUUCUCGAACCUUACGACCUCCCCAAACAGACCCUCGAAGAUGUAACAGACCACCUCUCAACUUCGCCCCGGCUUAUCGACUUCCUCAUGCAAUUCCACCACUGCGAGCAGGAACCGGCCUCCAACCGCGCCUUCAUCUCCGCUCUCACCAUCGCCGCCGGCUACCUCCUCGGCGGUCUCAUCCCGCUAUUCCCCUACUUCUUCGUCCCAGCCGAGGACGUUUACCUGGCGCUCUACAUAUCCGUCGCUGUCAUGGCCGUCGCGCUGUUCGCUUUUGGCUACGUCAAGACGUGUAUCGUCUCGGGUUGGUCCGGUUUGCGGUGCGUGAGGCAGGCUGUUGUCGGCGGGUUGGAGAUGGUUGUCGUCGGUGGUGCGGCGGCGGGUGCGGCAAUGGGGUUGGUGAAAGCUUUUGAUCAGCUGGCGCAGUCUGAUGAUGUGUCUGCGGUGGUAGGAGGCACAGGAAAACUCGGACCGGGGGUUCAGCGUGGUACGCGGUUACACCAAGGGAACCAUAUUAUCCCAGAGUCGCCUUCCAGAUCGAGAAGAUGGUUAGGUCGCAGCGAUGCGAAGGAGGGCGGCGUCGGCGUCGAAGAUUUAUUCAAUACAUUGAUCAAGUACGGUGACUUGACCGCUGCCUCAGCCCUACUAGAGCUUGGUCAGGAGAUUCACUCUCUCGAUGCCUCCUGCACUGGACAGCAGUCGACUGCUGUGCCGAUGCUGAAAGUAAUUGUUUCUGGGAGUUCAUUGCCAUACAACUGCGCCUCUACAGACUAG
This is a messenger RNA of Colletotrichum lupini, 1293 nucleotides long. RefSeq names its product integral membrane protein DUF125. Gene Ontology annotation, molecular function: manganese ion transmembrane transporter activity; iron ion transmembrane transporter activity. NCBI's taxonomy places the organism in Eukaryota, Fungi, Ascomycota, Sordariomycetes, Glomerellales, Glomerellaceae. Gene Ontology annotation, biological process: intracellular manganese ion homeostasis. The transcript is spliced from 6 exons. Gene Ontology annotation, cellular component: fungal-type vacuole membrane. Bases 1 to 1293 code for a protein of 430 amino acids. The record is from RefSeq and is a predicted model, not a curated record.